Monopterus albus (swamp eel) is the source of this 5606-nucleotide messenger RNA. RefSeq names its product zinc finger protein 335. Gene Ontology annotation, molecular function: RNA polymerase II cis-regulatory region sequence-specific DNA binding. NCBI's taxonomy places the organism in Eukaryota, Metazoa, Chordata, Actinopteri, Synbranchiformes, Synbranchidae. Gene Ontology annotation, cellular component: nucleus. The record is from RefSeq and is a predicted model, not a curated record. Gene Ontology annotation, biological process: brain development; positive regulation of neurogenesis; positive regulation of transcription by RNA polymerase II.
CUCCGCAUCCAAAUACGUAGCACGCCUUCCUCUAAAAACAAUAGUCCCCCUCAGAAUUUAUAACAAUACAUUUAGCGAAUAUUUGGAGAAACAACAUGUAACGGCCAAACUAUCACUACAUAAAAACUGGCACUGCUAGUAAAUAUAACCAACGAUUGGAUACGUAAAGACCCUGUUUUCAACAAAAUAAUAAAUAAGAUCCGGUUGCACGGACAGGAAACAAGGAGAUACUCAUGGCGCCCGACUAGAAAGAAGCAACAAUUAUCGGUUACUAAUUUAAGUUCCGUUUAGCGCCUUUACACCAAAGGAUAUCCUUCUAUCCGAAAAUACACGUUAUGGAUUCAGAGGAGAAUGAGGUGGAGAGCAGCAGUGAUGCAGGCCCCUCAGGAAUGGAGGAGCCAUCUGAAAGUGGGAUGGGUAUGGAGUCUUCAGAGGCCAUGUCUGCAGACAGCAGUGAUGCUGCUGCCUCUCAUGCACAGGCUCCAGAGUCAGACUGUCAUGUGGGGCAGAGCUCAGAGGGACUUAUGGUGUUCAUCCCAGAAACAAGCUCCAGUACAGAUGUCAGAGUUUCAUCAGUCCACCUUCCAGACUCCUCUUCAGUGGCCCAGUCUACAAGCGUGUCCAGCGUCUCUACGGUGACUCAGUCAGUGCUGGUGUCUGAGUCAGCCCAAGUGCUGGUCCACUCCAGUGCUGUGUCUGAAGGAACUAUGAUGGUUUCUGACUCAACUGCUUCUACCUCAUCAGACCUGGGAUCUGCCAUUGACAAGAUCAUAGAGUCCACCAUUGGCCCUGACAUCAUGAAUGGUUGCAUAGCUGUGACCAGUGCCGAAGAUGGGGGUGCAGAAACAACCCAAUAUCUGAUCUUACAAGGACCAGAUGAUGGUGCUCCUAUGGUAGCCCACAUGUCAUCUUCGGCCCUGUCUGGUCGUAUAGCCAUAGAAGCUCUCACUGAGGGCCCCACUUCCACCUGUCUGGACCAGGGAGACCUACCGGGCAACCUUGAACCUGACCAGCCCGACGAUCAACCUGGUCACUCAGGUUACCCAGAGGAUAGCAGCAAUCAGCCUGACCAGCCCCAACACUCCCACCCCUCCCAAUACAUGGACUGCAGUGCAGAUGGUCCAGACCAGACAGGGGAGUCUUCAUCAUCCUAUGUGGAGUGUUCAGGUGAGGAACCGGAUCAGACACGCUCCCAGUCAGGCUUCCCCGACUACAGCGGAGAUAACAGUGACCAGGACCUGCCUGGAUAUGUGGAAUGCAGUGGGGCUGAUUCAAAUCCUACCAGCCGAGGUCACUAUGUGGUGGAGUGCAGCACUAAGUAUCUCAAGUGCACAGUGGACGAUGGAGAACGGCCACAUCAUUCACGCAGUUACAUUGACAGUAGUGCAGACCACCGGACACAGACAAGUCGACAUUAUGCAGACUCUGAGCAACCGGGUUGUUCUCAGUACCAAUCUAGGGAUGAUGAUGAUGAACAGAACCAGGAUCCAGAUCAGCCACAGCACUCCCAGCAGCAGCCCCAGCAUUCUUGCUACAUGGAAAACAGCAAUGGCCCUGAGGGUUCUCUCUACGCUGAUGACAGCUCCUCAUCAGACCACCCUGUAGCAGACACAGCAGGUUCAGGCGGGCUUCCUGAGGCACUGGAAUGUAGUGAGAGCCAGCCUGGGCCCUACAUUAGCAGCAGUGGGACAUACACCUCCAAUGCAGAGCCUGAACUGGCUCAGCAGUGCUCACCCAGCCAAGAGGAGCCUCAGGGUUCCCAGGGACCUCAGGAUGAAGCUGGGCUGAUCAGGGAGAUGGAGACGUCAACGGUGGUGGAAGGCUCCAGAGACCGACCACUAAAUCUAGCUGAGUUGGAGGAGAUGAUGGAAGUAGUGAUUGUACAGCGGUUCAAGUGUAAGAUGUGUCCAUACAGGAGUGCCUCUAAAGGCACACUCAUUAACCACAUGAGAGACAAACACUUUAAACCAGCAGGAGACAUGCCAAAGAAGCGUAAACGUGGACGGCCACCAAAAAGUGAGACAUUGGCCCGUCGCCAGGCAGAGAGGGAGGAAGCUGAAGCAAGGAAGGCAGCCAAGGUGAAGGCUGCUGAGCAUCAACAGGGAGAAGAAGAAGAGGAUGAUAUUGUUGAUGCUGGUGCUAUUGAUGAUCCUGAAGAGGACAGUGACUACAACCCAGCUGAUGAGGACUGCAAAGGCAGACCACCUGCCAUUCUGAAGAAGCCAGCUCCUCCGAUUUCCUCUUCCUCUCAAGGGCGUCCUAGACGUAAGGUUGGCCGCCCGAGGAAAUAUUUCUCUUUAGAAGAAGGCUGCAGGAGCAAAGAAGCAGAAAGUAUUGCUAAGAAACCCAGGGUUAGCGCUGAUGCUAGAUCACCUGAAGAGGCAAGCUCUUCCGGGUUAGGAAAUGGUCCUGCUGUGGAGACCAAUGGAAAUACUGCUGAGGCUGCAAUAAGCCAAUCCGAUUCUGAAAACAAAGACCCUUCAUCCAACACACAGUCAGAUGAGGAGUUCUUCCCAAGGAAACGAGGCAGACCCUCAAAGCGCUCCCUUCGCUGUAAGAAUAAGAGAUAUACAUACCGAAAUCGCUACUAUAAAUGCCUCAAACCACUUCUGAGACCUCACAACUGCUGGAUUUGUGGCUCACGCUUCCUCACUCAAGAAGAUCUGCGUUUCCAUAUGGACUCUCAUGAAGGCAAUGACCCAGAGCUUUUUAAGUGUCUUCAGUGCAACUAUCGCUGUAAACGCUGGUCCUCACUCAAGGAACACAUGUUCAAUCAUGAGGGCACCAAGCCAUUCAAGUGUGAGGAGUGUGAUUACUCAAGUGUCUACAAGAAAGAUGUCAUUCGGCACUCAGCAGUCCACAGCAAAGAGAAGAAAAGGAAGACUGAGUUGGCGCCAAAGGCGUCCGAGUUCCCCUGCCUUGUGUGUCACAGGGUUUAUCCCAUGCAAAAGAGACUGACCCAGCACAUGAAGACCCACAGCUCUGAGAAACCACACAUGUGUGAUAAGUGUGGCAAAUCCUUCAAGAAGCGGUACACAUUCAAAAUGCACCUACUGACCCACAUCCAGAGUGUUGGAGACAGCAAGUUCAAGUGUGAGUUUUGCGACUACACUUGUGACAAUAAGAAGCUGCUGCUCAACCACCAGCUGUCCCACACCAAUGACAGGCCCUUCAAGUGUGAUUACUGUAAAUACUCCACUUCUAAAGAGGAGUUCCUGGUCUCCCAUUUGGCCAUCAAACACACAGGAGAGAAGCCUUUUUCGUGUGAUUUGUGUCACUUCAUGACCAAACAUAGGAAGAACCUGCGUCAACAUGUGCAGUGUCGUCAUCCAGAGGCUUUUGAAGAGUGGGCUCUGGCUCACCCUGAAGAGUCAGUGAAGAGACAACGCAGACCCUUCAUCAACCUGCAGCAGACAGAAGAGAGUACACAACAACAUGAUGGCACACAGGACUUUCAGAACACUAUCGUUACAGUAGAUUCUUCAACACUACAAGCCAUGCAGGGGAUAGAAAAUGCCUCAGUCUCCCAGGAUACAUUGGGAAACACCACCAUCAUCUAUGAACAAGCUGAAUCCAGUGAUCUCUCCGCCCAGAAUGCCCUGGACCUGCUGCUGAAUAUGAGUAAUGCCCGGGAAUUGGUGGGAAACUCCUUACAGGUGGCAGUACUGAAGUCAGAACGCAAAGCUUUGGAGAUGGGCACAUGGAGUACGGUGAGCACAUCACCAGGGCAGCCCCAAAAGGUCAUGACCUUCCAUGUGUCGGAGAAUGGUGAGACAGUGCUACAAGAGGCCUACGAGACGGCCACGUCUGAAACAGGAGAGCUUACCCACAUCACCAUUGCAGCCUACGAGGGUGGAGAGGACUUCAGUGUGGUGGAGCAGGCUGCUGAAGAAAUCCAUAGCCCUGGAUCCAGUAACGGCGAGAGCAGUCAUUCUCAGGUUCUAGAUGCAUCUGGGUCAGAAAGCCUGAAAAGUGACAAGUACUACCUUACUUCAGCGCUGCCUGAUGGUGUACUGCAACAAGUGGAGCUGGGCUGUGAGGCUCCAGCCUCUCCUUCUGCAGUGACCUCUCCCAGUCUCAGCACCAAGAAGUUUUCCUGUCGAAUCUGCAUGGAGUCUUUCUAUGGACGCUCUGACAUGGAGAACCACAAGAGGGCACAUUUGGACACCAACACCUUCAAGUGUCCUGACUGUGACUUCACCUCCACCUCCUGGCCUGAGGUCAAGAGUCACAUGGAGCUACAUUCCUACCUGCGUCCUCAUAAGUGUCCAAACUGCAGCUUUGCCUCUAAAAACAAGAAAGACCUACGCCGCCACAUGAUGACCCACACCAAUGAGAAACCCUUUUCUUGCAAACUUUGUGGACAAAGAUUUAAUCGUAAUGGCCAUCUGAAGUUUCACAUGGAGCGUCUCCACAAUCAGGAUCAUCCCACUUGCAAGAGCCGUACCGCCGCAUCUCGGCAAACCAUAAUAGUCAACAGUGAUGAGGAAGCCCUGGCCACUCUACAGUCCCUGCAGGCACACCAGACAGUGAUCACUCCAGAGGGGUUGCAGGCCCUGGGACAGGAGCACAUCAUUGUAGCUCAAGAACAGGCGCUAUCAGACCAGGAGGAGGGCACAUACAUCCAGCAGAUAAUCGUUCAGCACCUGAUGACAGGAGACAACCAGGUCCAGUAUAUCAUCUCACAGGAUGGAGUGCAGCACUUGAUCCCUCAGGAGUAUGUAGUAGUAGCUGAUGGUGACCACAUACAGAUGCCAGAUGGACAGAUCAUCCAUUAUGAGCAUGACAGUACCUAUCUGCAGGAGCAACAGAUUGCUGUAACUCAGAAUGGUCAGAUCCAGUGCCUGCCUGUCAGCUCGGAGCAAGAGAUGAAUCCUGAGGAUCCCGAGGCUGCUGGCCAGUCUGCUGUUACAGCGGUAGCAGAUGCGGCGAUGGCGGAGACUCAGACGUUCUACACUGAAGCUACACCUGAACAGCUGGAGCAGCUGCAGCAGCAGGGCAUCCAGUUUGAUGUCAUUACAUUCUCUGAUGAAUAGGCAGCUCUUUAUACCUACCAGGGUACAAACCUGCACAAAGCAGGACCAGUAGAAACCAAUAUGAGCUACAAAGUACAGUGACCUCAGCUGCCUGUGAAUAAAGCAUCAUUUCCUCCACAUUGUUGUCGGCUCAGUGGGCGUGUGGGGGGCAUGACUUUUUUUCAGCUUUUGUAAAUUCAGAUUAUUCCACCCAUUGCUUCUAAGUUAAUCAUAAAUUAAUCAUAGGGAUAUGCAUUUAAAAGUUGGUCUGUAAUUAAUAUAAAUUAUUUAUGCUAAUGUGCCUCAACUGCUUCAAUUUGCAAGACAAUGCUAUCAAAGAAAAUGAAGUAGCUUCUUUCAUGUUUUAGAAAAUAUACUGAGCAUCGAAAUGAACACUUUAGUAUUCAAAUGGAGUGAAUAAAAGGGGAGUGUUUAUUUUUCAUCUGUAAUGAGAUACAGCCUGUUAGAACGCCACAACCUUGUGUUUACGGAGUAGUAAAAUGUAUAUACCUUUAGCAUUUGUUUUCUGUACCAUGAUGGAGGAUACAAUAUGUUUUGAUUUGGUGAAUAUGCACUGUUUAAUAAGCUGAA